Messenger RNA from Aspergillus ruber CBS 135680, 738 nucleotides. RefSeq lists its product as uncharacterized. Lineage: Eukaryota; Fungi; Ascomycota; Eurotiomycetes; Eurotiales; Aspergillaceae. The record is from RefSeq and is a predicted model, not a curated record. The coding region runs from base 1 to 738 and encodes 245 amino acids. The transcript is spliced from 2 exons.
AUGCCACCCAUCCGCCGAUAUCUCAGAAUCAGCAAAUACUCCAUCCUAGAAUGUCGCAUCUACCUCGACAACCCGUCUGACACCCGAUGGCUGCUCGACUCCCGCAACCCCGUGCUCCCGCGGAUCUUUGCCGCCAUCCGACCGCUCGUCCUGCCCAAGUUGCGUGAGGCGAAUGAACGGCUUUUAGCCAGGAAGAAAGGGAAUCCGGUUAAAGAUGUGAUCGCCGAGGAUGAUUUCGAGGUUGCUUUGUUCCUUCGUGAAUCCCGCACGCGUCAUUCGCUUCUCACCCGACAAAAGACCUUCGAGGACUCCGACGAUGCACAAAAAAGGAAACCCGUAGAUCGGGCUGCCGGUUCAGCUGAUACGGGGAUCCUAGUCGAAAGCGACGAUGAGGCAGAGGCAGAGCCGAGCCUGCACAAUAUCCCUGCCGCCACAGAUGACGACACGGCUACCAAGCGACCAGCAGAGACAGAUUCACCCGACGCAUCACCAGAGCGCCUGCGAUCAUCAAAAAGACAAAAAGGGAAACGCGCAGCGUCGGAUGAGGACCAAGAUGAGAAGAAACUCCGGUCCCGGACGAAUUACGAGAGUUUCAACAUCUACGGCUGGGUGCUGUGCCUGUUGGUCACGCGCAAAGGCGUCGCCGCUAAGCAUGCUCACACGGCUGAGCCAAAGCACCAGGUUCUCAUGGAGGAAUGGAUGGCCACCCAGGCACAGGGGGAUAUGGACGAGGAGUAA